Messenger RNA from Habropoda laboriosa, 2517 nucleotides. RefSeq names its product scavenger receptor class B member 1-like. NCBI's taxonomy places the organism in Eukaryota, Metazoa, Arthropoda, Insecta, Hymenoptera, Apidae. The coding region runs from base 514 to 2310 and encodes 598 amino acids. The transcript is spliced from 8 exons. The record is from RefSeq and is a predicted model, not a curated record. Gene Ontology annotation, cellular component: membrane; cytoplasm. Gene Ontology annotation, molecular function: scavenger receptor activity.
CACAGAAGCGCACGCGACUCACACCACCGACACCGGGACAGAGAAAAAAGUGCUACUUGGUGGACCGAAACGUGCAACGAUCCAGUGCACGAUUUUCCCUUGGCCAUUUUAUGUAGCGUGUCAACGAGAAAUCCACGGAAAGUCGGUGUCGUUACUCUGUGAAGAAACAUUCAUCGCGGCGUUGUUGUUUCAAGUUCUGAAAGAAGCCGUCCACCACGUGCCUUACCGUGUUUCACCUAUCAGAGAAAAAGAAUAGUCGUUUGAUGAGAAUUAGAGAAACUACUACACGUUCAUGGAUGUCGAGGGACUGAUUCAUUCGAGAAUUCUUCCGUAAACAACAGUUGUACCGCGAGUUCUUUGUACAAAGACUGAAAGAACGAUUGCGAUUUAUUUUUCUGCAACGUGUAUUAGAAGUGAAUUUUUCUCGGGUGGUACGAGAUCCAUUGUGAGUUUCGUUCUGGAUCGUUACUUGGUUUGGGCGAGACGCUUUAACGGGCAGAAUUCCAGGCAAUUAUGAAGGACUUCAUGAUGAUAUGGAACCGAUUUACCUGUCGACGAUACUCGGGCGUCAGCGUGAAUCGGAAUCAAAGCGACUCGAGCGAGACGGAUGAGAUGUCGAUAAGCCGACAGACGAACAACCUGAGGAGAAAGUCUUCGAUCGUCGUGAAUCGAUUGUUUAAUGCCACUCUACCGGUACACCAGAAUGACAGGCCCAAGUGGCAGAGAAGUAUUGUUAUGCUGAUGACUUUGGGCUCGCUCAGCCUCAUCACUGGCUCCAUCCUUUUCGUGUUCCAACCGUACGAUCUACUUUUCAAACUAAAGGUGGUAUUCAGCCCCGGCGGCGAGAUCUUCGAGUUGUGGCGGAAACCGGACGUCGAGCUUUAUCUGAAGGUCUACCUCUUCAACGUGACCAAUCACGAAGAAUACCUUUCCGGCAAGGAGAGCAAGUUGAGGUUUCAAGAAGUGGGCCCGUACGUUUACAGGGAAUCGUUGGAACACGGCUCUAUUGAAUUCAACGACAAUGGUACUGUCUCGGCACUUCCACAUCAUCCAUUGACAUACGUGCCGCAAAGGAGCAACGGAGCGGAAGAAGAUGAAUUGAUACUACCGAAUAUUGCUUUAUUGAGUAUCAGCAACGUGAUGAAAGAUGCUUCCUACUUCUCCAGAUUAGGAUUGAACUUACUGGUACAUAACACAAAUUCACAGCCACUGGUCAAAAUGACCGCUAGAGAAUUUAUGUUUGGUUACGAAUCGACACUUGUUACGCUCGGUAACAAGGUAAUGCCAUCUUGGAUCAAGUUCGAUAAACUGGGUCUUAUCGAUAGAAUGUACGAUUUCGAGGGCGAUUAUGAAACCGUUUACACAGGAGAAACCGACUUUCGUCUGACAGGCUUAAUUGAAAAGUACAACGGCGACGUAAAUCUGCCGCAAUGGACAGGGACGUGUGCGAAUGUGAACAAGGCUAGCGAUGGUGUAAAGUUCCCAAGUUACAUUCAGCCGAAUGAUACUGUCUUAUUCUUUAGGAAAAGUCUCUGUCGCAGUGCAUACAUGAAACAAGUUGACGAAACGUAUAUAAACGGCUUACAUUCGUACAAGUAUAAAUUUGUCGAGAACGUGUUGGACAAUGGCGCGUAUAAUCCGGAGAACAAGUGUUUCUGUCGCAAAGGAUACUGUUUGAAACCUGGCUUAAUCGAUGUCACCGAUUGCUACUAUGGCUUCCCAAUUGCUCUCUCGUAUCCACACUUUUUCAAGAGCGACCCAAGCAUCUUGGAGGCUAUCGAGGGUUUGUAUCCAGAUCCUGAUCUUCACGAAUCUUUCGCCUAUGUUCAGCCCAAGUCAGGUCUUCCGAUACAGCUUGCUUUCCGUUUCCAAAUCAACAUGGCUUUACAGGAUAUUAAACACAUGGCUAGAGUAGAGAAAUUCGACAACUUCAUUUUACCGCUACUAUGGUUCGAAAUCGGAAUGUACGAAUUACCGCUGUCGAUAUACAUUCGUUUCUGGUUUUAUUUAAACAUCUUACCUGUUCUCCAAGACAUUCUGACUUACUCCUCGCUGUGUGCUAGCGUUAUACUUAUUGCGCUUGGUAUUCACAAAAUCUUUUUGUACCAGCCAAAUGGACCAACGUCGCUCCGACAAUGGUUGUGUUCUGAAAUAAAAAAUCCAAAGAUGCAAUGUUUGAGCAAUAGACGAAUGUCGUGUAAAGCCAAAGAAAUGGAUACCUACUAUAGUACGUUACUGCCAUCGAAGGAUGUGAAUACUGCACCCGAUGUAACGACGGAAUUGUCGUCUUUAAAAGAAGAUAUCGUGUGAUUGAUACUGUACGAACAGAACUCUAAAAAGAGGCUAUUUCUCGUAUAAUGUAUGAGAACUAAUAAGACGCAUCGGACCAUUUUGGAUUUCGAGAUACUACAAUCGAUUAGUGAGAAAAAUCGAAAUCCUUGCCGAUAAGUAGGAAAGUACACUUAUUUUCUGAUGGAAGCUUGUCUACAUUAAGGUUUUCAAACGACACAGUAGUAC